AUGUUUGAUGACCUGUUGGUCAGGCUUACACCCCACUUGCAGAAGAAGGACACCCACUUCAGGAAAUCCAUUCCCCCUGGUCUCAAGUUGUCCGUCUUCCUGUGCCAUCUCGCCACUGGGGCCACCUCUGCCGAGCUGUCUUACAACUUCCGAGUGGGCAAGGAAACCAUCCAGAAGUUUGUCCCUGGUGAUUUUGAAGCCAGAAGGAAUCUUCCUUACUGUCUGGGAGCCUAUGAUGGAAAGCACUUCCAUCUCCAGAAGCCCAACAAAUCAGGCAGCCUUUACUUCAACUACAAGCAGUUCUUCUCGGUUGUCCUAAUGGCUCUGGUAGAUUCAAAGUACCAGUUCAUGUGGAUCGAUGUGAGUGGAGUUGGCCAUCAGUCUGAUGCCCAGAUCUACAACAACACACCCUAUACCGUACCUCUUCGUGGGAGGACGUACAUCAUGAAGCCCUCUGGCCGUUGUAACAUGGACCAACAGCAGAAGAUCUUCAACUGGCUGUCCAGGGCAAGGCGUGUGGUUGAAAAUGCCUUUGGCAUUCUGGCUCUGUAG
Molecule: messenger RNA, 552 nt
Organism: Strongylocentrotus purpuratus (purple sea urchin)
Lineage: Eukaryota; Metazoa; Echinodermata; Echinoidea; Camarodonta; Strongylocentrotidae
Exons: 3
Coding region: 1-552 (183 amino acids)
Source: RefSeq, a predicted model, not a curated record